This is a messenger RNA of Hippocampus zosterae (dwarf seahorse), 2131 nucleotides long. RefSeq names its product non-SMC condensin II complex, subunit H2 (gene ncaph2). The transcript has 19 exons. Gene Ontology annotation, molecular function: chromatin binding. Gene Ontology annotation, biological process: mitotic sister chromatid separation; meiotic chromosome condensation. The coding region runs from base 264 to 2030 and encodes 588 amino acids. The record is from RefSeq and is a predicted model, not a curated record. NCBI's taxonomy places the organism in Eukaryota, Metazoa, Chordata, Actinopteri, Syngnathiformes, Syngnathidae. Gene Ontology annotation, cellular component: condensin complex; nucleus.
AGCGGGGGCGAAGCGGAAGUCGAGGACGAUUCGCCCGGGAAGUUUGACGUUUCCCCAAACUCGUCCUUUGUUUUGUUUUUGGGCAACUCUGAUUACGUUUCGUUGAACUAACCAUCGAUGUAGGGUUGUUUUUUUUUUUAACUGUCGUUUCUCUGAACGCUUCAACAGCCACGUCAACAACGAGAAUAAGCGCACUAGCAAAGUCACGCACACUCAAGUCGUACAACAACAAGGUUAGUCCCACUGAACCAACGCGCGAGGCAAUGGUCCCGGUGCACACGGCGGUCAUGGAGUCCACCGAGAGACGAUUCGCUCACCUGCUACAGCCCAUCCGGGAGCUCACCAAGAACUGGGACAUGGACGUGGCGGCCGAGCUCAACGACUACCUGGAAGAGCUGGACGAGAUGUGCAUCACGUUGGACGAAGGCAAAACCCAACUGAACUUUGCCGAGGCGGCGCUGCUCAUCCAAGGUUCCACCUGCAUCUACGGCAAGAAGGUGGAGUUGCUGCACAGUCUGGUCUUCCAAACGUUGGACUACAUCCGAGACAGGAAGCGCAAACGAUGCCAAGAAGCGGCGGCGCACGACGACGAGCGCGAUGCCGCGGCAGCGCGGCGAGAUGACGAUUACGAGGAAGACUUUUGCGAACUGGACAUUGAAGCGCCUGACUGGGUGGACAGGCCAGAAGUCGGCGUGCCGGUGAAAGUGGCUCCUCUCCCUCCGGCGUCUCUGCUUCCUCCUGAAAGUCGAGACAAGCACAAGUUUCCCCUCAUCAGUGCCAAAGGUGAGGUGGUGUGCAGCCAGAAGGACUUCCGCAUCAACAUUUUCCUGCCGGGACUUCAGGACUUGAUCUACCUGACGCUGCCCUCCGCCUCCGCCGCCGCCGCCGCCGCGCCUCUCUGGUGGACGCGCACAGCUUCUGACCUUUCUCCACCGCACGCGCCGGCCUCAGGCGUCGUCGACUCCGCGAGCGGCAGUCAUGAAAUGGCGGACGGCCCAGAGGGGAGCUUCCUUCCUGCGGACGGCGCCGUGGAAGCGCAACAGGACGUAGACGAGCACGUCGAGAGGCAGCAGGGUCCCGGAGAACGGCGGCGGUGGCGGCGGGUUCUCCCCGAAGAUAGGGCGGCGCCCCCCGCUUGCGACACUUGGGCGCUCCACGACGCGUAUGCCUUCCUGGAGGAGAAAGCUUUCAAGUCAGGAAAGGCCCACAAGGUUCCGGCCGGUCUGGACGAGGGCGGCGGCAAGAGGAAACGGCAGGCGGCGGCGCCGCUGCAGGACUUCUGGACCUGGUUCAAACAAACAUACGAUCCUCCAGAGCGCAAGCUGAGAAGGGGACCCGCCCGCAUCGACCUCAACCACAUUUAUCAGAGUCGCCUGAAAAGCAAGCUGAGCAAUCUCAAAAGAAGCACCGGGAAAGAAUUUGGCACUCACGCCGCGGAUGAGGACCUGAUGUCGAGACUUCUGGAGGUGGAAAACGCAGAGGCGCAAGGAAAGCAACAGGACCCGGGCGAUGGAUUCGAGGCAGAUGAAGAUGAAGACCACCACGAGCAGCAAAUGUUUGAGGCAGAAGGAGUCGACGCGUCUCCAGAAGUCGAGCUGAGCUACAAGGAGCUGGUCAGGCUGCGAGUGGAGCAGAUGGCGAGGAGCUGUCAAGACUAUGCGCAGCAGACGGCCUUGUCCCGCCGCGUCCACGAGUGGGAGGACCAGCUCCGUCCCAAACUCCUCCAGCAGGAGGCGCGUCCGGCGCUCCAGAUCCACGAGUACGCCGACAGGAUCGUGUCGGCGUUGGGCGGGGCGGGCCGGCGCCGCGCCUUCUCGUCCAUCGUGCGCGGCUCGGACGGCUCGGAAGCCUGCCGCUUCCUGCUGGCGUCUCUGCAUCUGGCCAACGAGUACACGGUGGCCAUCGACGGCGCGGCGGGUCUGGAGGAGAGCGUGGACUCCAUGGCCUUGACUCUGCUCGGCGGCGACCGCUUGCGUCCGAAAGCGCCCUGCUGUGAUCGCGGCCACGGAGAGCUCCGGCCUGCGGCGUGAAAAGCGCGUCCGCGCGUAGGAUGAAGAGCAAGCGUUGGAAAGGAGUUCCUCGGGGGACUCUAUCCCCCUUCCUCUUUUUUAAUCUUUCCCAGUCAAUAAAC